UGAAGAGAGUGAGGAGAGUCAGCGUGAGGAAGGGGGGUUUGCAGUUGAAGUUUGGAAGGAGCGAGAUCCAGUGUUGUAAUCUCCAGAUUCUGUGAUGGCUCCAACAGCGAUAACCAGUCCUGUUCCUGAUUCGUGGUAUCCCACACUCUCCGUCUUCACCCUCGCCAUCGGCCUCCUCUUAACUGCUUCUUUCUUCAUUUAUGAAGCAACCUCUUCUAGAAAAACUCGUUCCCUUGUUCAGGAGCUGACAACUGGAGCAGUGGCAUCAGUCUUCUUGGGUUUUGGGUCCUUGUUCCUCCUACUUGCUUGUGGCGUUUAUGUAUAAUUGAUCGAAUUGGAUGAAAUUUUUGCAAAGCAGAUAGCUUUAAAUGAAAAUUUGCAUUGGACGUUUUAGUUUUACAUGUGACUCAAGUUCUUCUUAAUCUAUUAUAAACAGUGUUGGUUAUGUGUAAUGCAAAAGAGGAUUAAUGAAUAUCUGAGAUCGUUUUCAGGCAUGAUUCUCGGGUAAUUUCUAUUUGCUGAAUGCUGAUGAACACAGCGUUAUAUGUGGUCUCCCUGAAUAGACGGGUUGGGCAUUUUGUUUAUGACUUUGUGUGUGUACCAUUUCGGCUCCGGGGACAAUUUACC
Messenger RNA from Abrus precatorius (Indian licorice), 627 nucleotides. RefSeq names its product transmembrane protein 258. Gene Ontology annotation, cellular component: membrane-bounded organelle. The coding region runs from base 95 to 325 and encodes 76 amino acids. NCBI's taxonomy places the organism in Eukaryota, Viridiplantae, Streptophyta, Magnoliopsida, Fabales, Fabaceae. The record is from RefSeq and is a predicted model, not a curated record. The transcript has 4 exons. Gene Ontology annotation, biological process: protein N-linked glycosylation.